Molecule: messenger RNA, 250 nt
Organism: Haemonchus placei
Lineage: Eukaryota; Metazoa; Nematoda; Chromadorea; Rhabditida; Trichostrongylidae
Source: the annotation of a GenBank genome assembly
GCAAGCUCUGGGUCGAGCCUCGCAGCGGCUGAUGCCAGUGCACCAGAACCUGGUGAGGCAAGUGCAGCACAACCGGGUGAAGCAGGUGCGGCAGAACCGGGUGGAGCUGGUGAAUCAGAGGAGGGUGAAAGUGGAGCAGCUUAUUUGGAAGAAAAUGCUUUACAUUUCUGAGGAAAAGCUGCAAAGCAGUAAGGAGACUUUCGCACAAUUUUUCGGACGGGUCCGAAUUCAUCGAUGUUCUGGGCUAUAA